GCGCUACACUACACUACCGUAGUAUCUAUUAGUGCGCUUGCCAUAGCGCUACUUUUCCCCAAAUCCUCCUCCUUGCACUAUCAAAAUCUCUUCACUCUACCUCUCGCAUCAGCUACAACCCCCCUCCGUAGAAGCCAUGCACCCAACAUCUCGCCAACCAUGGCACAUAUACCGUGCAUGUUGUUGGGAGUUGCUUCUGGUCCAUUUACUGCAACAGGAUCUGCGUCCGAGAUGCGUCGUGCUAACCGGGCCAGGCGCCUCUACAUAGUACGUUGGCACAUGGACAAGCAUGGCCUGAGUGCAGUCCAUUGA
Molecule: messenger RNA, 312 nt
Organism: Bipolaris zeicola 26-R-13
Lineage: Eukaryota; Fungi; Ascomycota; Dothideomycetes; Pleosporales; Pleosporaceae
Exons: 1
Source: RefSeq, a predicted model, not a curated record